Molecule: messenger RNA, 3326 nt
Organism: Adelges cooleyi (spruce gall adelgid)
Lineage: Eukaryota; Metazoa; Arthropoda; Insecta; Hemiptera; Adelgidae
Gene: insc
Product: protein inscuteable homolog
Exons: 10
Coding region: 323-2707 (794 amino acids)
Biological process (GO): apical protein localization; asymmetric cell division; regulation of asymmetric cell division
Cellular component (GO): apical cortex
Molecular function (GO): cytoskeletal adaptor activity; protein binding
Source: RefSeq, a predicted model, not a curated record
AUUGGUCUGGUGUGCUCUGUCGAACGGUCGAUCGAAUUUUCCAAGAAAUAGUCGUAUUGCUCGAGUUGUACGUGUGUGCGAAAAAAUAAGGGUUUUUACACUGUUUAAACGUUUCAAACAUAAUUCCGAGAUAAUCGUAUUGUGAACACGGUUUACAGCAGAAAUAACGUCCGGUGUCACACAAAAGGAAUAAUAACAAUAAGCAAAGUUGCUCGUCGAAGAGAACGGUCAGAUAUUAAUACUGCUCGAGUACCUGUACGCUAUCUGCAAGAAAUGCCGUCAUGUUUUUAUUGACGGAGUGAACGAACGGCGAGGCAGAGACAUGGGCGAUUUCCAGAGAACCCGGAGUAAGGUUUGGUUCGUGCCCAACCUGGACGACGACGACGACGACAUGCACCAUUCGUGGCGCCGGCAGCCGUCGUCGUCGCCGGAGAGCAGACGGGUGUCGUCGGGCAGUCCGAGCAACGGCAGUCACAAGUCGCAGGACUCUGGGUUUUCCGACUCCGAGAGCAGUCCGCUGGGCUCGUCCAAAGCCAACGGCGGCGGUGACCACGACCGCCGGACCGCGGACGAGUCGUCCGCGGCGGCCGUCCACCUGUUCGUCGAGAUGCCGGCGGAACCGCAGGCGCAGCAGCAGCACGAACACUGCAACUGUUUUCUGCCGGCCUGCGAGCUGUCCAGGAAGUUCCGGACGUUCAAGCCGGAAGCGUCCUCCGCCGACGUGGCGGCGGCUUCGCCGUUCAAACCUGCCAAACGGUCGGCGGCCGCACCGGAAGAACCGGCGCCGGCGCCUCACACGCCGAACCGGACGUGUUUCAUCGUGGACGAGUUACCGAAAAACGGCGCGACCGCCGGCUGCAAUGUCCCGUCGACGCCGAGCUCGGCGAAAAGCUUCGACGGCAAUUUCGACCGGUCGGAAAACGUUACCGUGGUGGAAAACGUCGUGGCCGGCGCCGACCAGCACGACGAUCUCAUCAUCGAACCGCCCACGCCGUUUGUCGAUCGGCUGCGGAGGGACAGCAGCUGUAGCGAAGACGGCGAGGGCGAAGGCCUCAGCGACGCGGAAAGGCCGGCCACACCGGAGCACACGUCCACCCCGAAAUCGACCAAAGGCAGAUGUUGCACGCCCAGGCUGCAUUGCAAGAGACAAUUGCUGCAGCUGAAGAAACCGAAAACCCAACACAACGACAGUUACGCGAGAGUGAAUCGCGAAAACGAAGUGCCGGUCGGCCAAUGGCUGAACGAAUUGAGAUUUAGAUGCGAACCCGAAUGCAUGACCGCUUUGCAAUCGAAAUCCAUAGCACCGUCAGAAGACGCUUGUCGCCUGUCCACGUUCAUUUGCACGGACUCGGAAGUAGUGCGAGAACUUUACCAACGUACCAAAAUCAUAUCCGACGAAUUCAAAAAAGUCUACAGCGAUUUGAAUUGCUGCCGACAAGACAGCUUCGGUCCGUCCGUGCUGAUGUUGACCACGCUGCUGUUGGACUUUGUGUGCGAUCACGAAAACGAGCUGUCGGGACAAGGACAGGAGUUGUGCAUGGACUUGGUGGACGUGACCGAGAGACUGCGGAUCCACGCCAACCGCCGUCUUGGAAACAGGAAAAUCAUCUUGAACGACGUGUCGGCUCUGGGGCAAAUAUUCAGCGAGCUCGUGGACGCGCUGUUGACCAAGAAAGUGCAGCACUUGAUAGACAUCCUGGAAGAACCGAGCACCGACGUGGAGCUCGUCAAAGCCAUGUCCAGUAUCAACAGUCUGGGGUUGGACAGCGUUCACCUGGGCAGUCUGGUGACCAAAUGCAACGGGAUCCGGGCGCUGUUGACCGUCUGCAUAGAGGCCGCGUCCGGCACGGUCAGGUCAGCAGCUAUGCGCACGUUAGCCAUGGUCUGCUGCUCGGCCGACAGCGUCAGGCAAUUCGAAAAGGCCGGUGGCGUGGAAAUCCUAGCCGACGUGUUGAGCAGCAAGAACCGUUUGGAAAAAGAGCUCGCCGACGCCGUAUCGGUACUGGCUCAGAUCACGGCCCCUUGGAUCGAAGACAACCACGUGGUCGACGGCCUAACCGGACAUUUGCACACCGUCGUUUCGUCGUUGACCUGUCUGAUAGAGACGACUAAAUCCAUGGAAACGCUGCUGCUGUCGGCCGCGGCCCUCGCCAACAUAACCAUCAUGGAGACGAGCGCCGUCUGGACCAUCUUGAACAUGGGCACGGCCGGGUCGCUGAUCGAAGCCGUCCGGAAGUGUGGCACGCGUGCUUCGGUGUUCCUACAGGAGCAGACGGCCACGCUGUUGGCCAACAUGGCGGCUGUGCCCGAGACUUGGCCUCAUAUGGCCGAAAACCACGCGGUCGUGGCGUUGCUGUGCUUCCUGCAAGUCAGGCACUCGCCGCUGCAACGCGUUCCCGAGAUAUUGGCCGCCGAAAGGCUUCAGCACAAGACCGCCAUAGCCUUGUCCAGAUUGUGCAGCGACGUCCAAGUGUCGAAACAAGUGGUCGAGUUGGAAGGGGUCAACCGUUUGGUGAGGUUGUGCAAAGAAGAACGCGAGCGCAAUCACAGCGAUGGAGUCCUAGUGGCUUGUCUGGCUUCGCUGAGGAAACUUGCUGCCAACUGUGGAAAAGAAGUGAUAAACCAGUACGACGCCGCCGAGCUGGUGGAGCCAAGACUGUUGGACUCGUUUCUUUUGUACUCGUCGAAACAAGAGAGCUACGUUUAAGUAGUAUGAUACAAUGGCAAAAGCAAAUCAAAAAUGUACCUCUAUGUUGUAUCGCCAAACCUGCUCCCCCCGAACGUACAUAGAAAAUAUUAUUACAUAUUUAGAGGAUUGUUACACUUAAGGAUGUGUUCGUUCAUGUAGAAAAUAAUCUACAUGAUAUUUUUGAGUAUUAUAACUAUAAAUAUAUAUUUUUUUUUAUCUAGUCCAAGUAUGAUAUUAUAAUUACUACGCUCGUGUUAAGUGCCAACGUUAAUGUAUAUUAAACUAUUAGAUGUAUAUCAUAUAUUUUUAUAAAAUUAAAUUCAAACUUUUUACAGUUGGAUAAUAUUAUCAUUCGUGUACACAUUGAGUUAAGAAGCCGCAUUAGCCAGAGUGACUCUGUAAUAUUUUUCAUUUUUUUUUUUUUUUAUAUAUAAUUAGGUAUUUAUAUAUUUUAUCGACUGCUACCUUAUACAAACCUGAUGUGUUUAGGAUUGCCUAUAUAAAAAAAAAAAAAAAAAAUGUUUCCUAAUUAUUAUUAAGCGUUGUCCGCUCGGUUAAACUUGCUCAAUAAUAACGAUAAAAUUAAUUAUUGUAAUAAUCAUUAGUAUUAAUCAACGUUUUUUUGCUGAUUUAAAUA